AAAAGCACCAGGUUCUUUCCUCAGAAGUUCAGCAGUUCUGCACCGAAACUCAAGCCCAAGCCUUCAUCAUGGUUCACUUGUCAGAUCAGGAGGUCAAGUGCAUCAAUGCCAUCUGGGGCAAAGUAGACACCAAACAGAUUGGAGGAGAAGCUCUUGCCAGACUCCUUAUUGUGUACCCCUGGACUCAAAGAUACUUCAGUACCUUUGGCAACCUCGGCUCCGCUGAUGCCAUCAUCCACAAUGCCAAGGUCUUAGCUCAUGGCGAUAAGGUACUGCGCUCAAUUGGAGAAGCUUUGAAGCACCUGGACAAUCUCAAGGGGCACUAUGCCAAACUGAGCCAGUACCACUCUGAAAAACUGCAUGUGGAUCCCGCCAACUUUGUGCGUUUUGGAGGUGUGGUGGUUAUUGUUAUGGCCCACCACUUUCAUGAAGAAUUCACCCCUGAGGUACAGGCUGGCUUUGAGAAGGCAUUCUGCGCAGUGGCUAAUGCCCUUGGCAGAGGCUACCACUGAAUCACCAUUACGAACACUUCACAGGAGUCUCAAGCUACAAGUUUACCACCAGGCGCUACAUCAACCAGCAAGCUUGUACAUGUAAUUUUCAGUUUUCAUAAUGUAGCUAUUGAAAUUAGCUCCAAAUAAAAUCAAUAAUGUUCCCAUA
Hyla sarda is the source of this 660-nucleotide messenger RNA. Its product is annotated as hemoglobin subunit beta-2. The transcript is spliced from 3 exons. Gene Ontology annotation, cellular component: hemoglobin complex; blood microparticle; haptoglobin-hemoglobin complex. Lineage: Eukaryota; Metazoa; Chordata; Amphibia; Anura; Hylidae. The coding region runs from base 69 to 512 and encodes 147 amino acids. The record is from RefSeq and is a predicted model, not a curated record. Gene Ontology annotation, molecular function: organic acid binding; peroxidase activity; oxygen carrier activity. Gene Ontology annotation, biological process: oxygen transport; hydrogen peroxide catabolic process.